This is a messenger RNA of Vitrella brassicaformis, 780 nucleotides long. The record is from the annotation of a GenBank genome assembly. NCBI's taxonomy places the organism in Eukaryota, Vitrellaceae.
CCCCCCCGCCGCCCCUCUCGGUGACGAAGCGGACGGCCGCCCGGACCUUGCCCUCGAGCAUGAGCUUGUUGAAGAUGCGAUAGACCGACGCGUCGUCCAGCUGAGGCUGAGUGGUGGGGAACUGCUGGUCCAGUCGCUCCGCCUCGCACACGAGCUCCUCCACCUGCCCCUUCUGCCACAUCUCCAGCCGCCUCCAGAGCAUCCGCUUGACAUCGCGCUUCCUCUUGACAUCCGGAUCUCGCUGGAUGAGUGUGCGGACGAAGACGCCAGCCCGCUCGGACGGUGCCUCGAGCUUGGAGAUCUUCUCCACCUCAUCAGCGAUGGCAUCGGCGAUGGCGCGGCCAAGGUUGCCAAGCUUGCUGAGAUCCUUCACGCACCGCAGUCGAAGCUGGCAGACCCGCUCGUGAUAUGCCUCCCACUCAGGGAAAGUCGGUCCUUCUGAAUAAGAUACUCGGGCACCCUCACCUGUAUGCGAAGAAAGGUCAAUCGACUGUCUGUAUGGGCCGGUUGGCGUCGCUCACACACUCACUCGCUGUUCAACCGCGACGACCGGAAACGCCUUCCUGACACGGUGACACACACGGCAUGAGAGGACCCACUCGUGAAGCGACAUUCAACUCACACGCGCCGCCCGGAGGAGAGAGGCGAUCCCGCCCUUGUGUAUUCGCCGGAUCUCCCGGGUCAGACCACUCCGAUGUGCCGUGCCGAGGGACGGCUGACGAGGCAAUAGCGCCAGGAACGCAGGCCCCUGGCGAGAGGCGGAUGGCGCACUCACAGCAU